Messenger RNA from Aspergillus melleus, 1962 nucleotides. RefSeq names its product tyrosinase (gene tyr1). The coding region runs from base 1 to 1962 and encodes 653 amino acids. The record is from RefSeq and is a predicted model, not a curated record. Gene Ontology annotation, molecular function: oxidoreductase activity. The transcript is spliced from 7 exons. Lineage: Eukaryota; Fungi; Ascomycota; Eurotiomycetes; Eurotiales; Aspergillaceae.
AUGUCCGGCUCGACCAAUCUCGAGAACAAACACCCGGUCACGGGCAUCAAAACUACACCUGAUGAUGGCCUUCAGUAUGUUCGCAAGGACAUCGACGACUGGUAUAACGAGCAAAUCAAGAAACCACCAGUCGUAAUCAAAGAAGACAACAGCAGGGUUCAGCUCACCCUGUUCAUGCGGGCUUUAGAAAUCCUUCAAUGCCGCGACGUGGACGAUGAAGUGUCUUAUUUCCGCUUGGCUGGUAUUCAUGGUGCUCCCUUCUGUGAAUGGGGCGGCGAAAGCCCCGUCAAGGGCGACGGCUUCUGUGUUCACGGCGACUACACCUUUCCUACUUGGCAUCGGGUGUACGUGGCUCUUUAUGAGCAAGAACUGCAUAAAGCAAUGAAGGAGUUCAUCACAUCCGACAAAGUCCCUGAGAAGUUCAAAAAACAAUGGGAGCGAGAGGCCGAUGAAUGGCGCCUGCCAUAUUGGGAUUUCGCUCGCAAUGUGUCUCAUGCCAAUGUUGCUACUGCUCCUGAUUUGGGUGACACUUACAGCGACAAGUUCCGACUUCCAAUUCUCUGCAUGAUGCCAAGUGUUAGAAUAGUUGCAUUUGACGGAGACGCGCCGUAUCUCGAAAGGAUAGAUAACCCCUUGUAUAAAUACGAGUCUUCAAAACCGAUGGGCGAGCUUCCGGAGAAAUACAGGAUCGAGAAAGAGAAACAACAUGCGGAUCCGAAAAAAGAAACCCCAGAGUUUUUUUAUCCUUGGGAUAAAUGUACCGCAACCACCAAGUACGGUAUCCUGGACUCCUUCCACGAAGACAUCUGGGCCGAUGGGGGGCAGAACUGGCUACGAGCGAACUUUGCUUUAAACGAGCACUGCAACAAGGAGUUGCUCCCUAAAUGCACGCCAGUCCCUACAUUGCAGGACAAGGUCUUUCGGUUGUUCCAGACCGAGCUUAAAAGCUGGGGAGCGUUUGCAACCACUAAGUACCCCAAAGAAGAGAAUGCGAAGGAAGCAAACUCCGUGGAGUCGGUUCACAAUAACGUCCAUAACUUUGUUGGAGGCUCCAGCUUUAUCCGUCCCGACGGUAAUAAUAUCCAUCUUUGGGGCGCUGGCCACAUGUCAAGCACUACUGUGGCAGCUUUUGACCCAAUCUUUUGGCUUCACCAUUGCAAUAUUGACCGGUUGACGGCCAUUUGGCAGGCGUUGAACGGAAGUGGCGGUCAAAAUGAAAAUGGAGAUCACAAAAAAUGGUUUGACGACGAAUAUAGUGCAAAAGCACGAUACAACGACCUGACACCAUUCCGCAAGCCCGAUGGACAAUUUUACAAAUCAGACGAUGUUGAAAAAUGGCGUGACCUGAACUAUGAUUACGGCAUCUUGCAGGAUGACCAGACAGGAACAAAGAAAAAGCCCGCUGACAGGGAAACUAUUAUCAACAGAGUGUGCGAGCUAUACGGAGACCACGUCCGAGAUCUGUAUGCCCGCAUCCCUGACUCCAAUAACAAGACCGACGAUGAGAAGGAACGAGAUGAUUAUGUCAUUACCGUCGUCUACAACAAAUACGCUUUAUGUGGAGCACCCUAUACCAUCAAUGUCUUUUUGGGCGAAGUAUCCGCAGGUUCAUACAGUGGACCGGGAUCACAGGGAUUUGUCGGCAGUAUCUACAACUUUAGCGGUUCUCUGGAAAACUGCCCAAACUGCAAGAAGCAGGCCGAGGAAGGUGUGAAACAUAUUGCACAAGUUCCUGCUACCAUCGCUGCUCGGCACUUCAUCCGGAACAACCUUGAAGUACCACAGCCCAGAUACGUAGCAUUGAACACCUUGGGAAAGCCUGUAUCCAUGGACGUCGAGAUCAAGCUUCACAAGGCUAACAGAUCGUACUACAAACACCCCGUGCGACCAGACCCGAGGGACCCUUUGAGCUACAUGCCUAUCAAGAAUGGAAAACAAGCAGAAAUUGUUCCCUCUGCUUAG